GGCGCCGUCCCGCCUCGGUGCCCGACUCCGGGCGCUCAGAAGUGCGGGACAGAAUCGCAGCGAGCGCGGAGCCGAAGCUCAGCCCCGACUUGUUGAUCUCGCCCAAGCAGCCGCCACCGCUGCCGCGGGAGCAGGAGAAGGAGGAGGAGGCGCCGCCGCCCGAUCCCGGUCUUGCCACCCGCGCCCCCAGCCUCAGAGAGCGCGCUCCGGCCCCGCAGCGCCUGCUGCUCCGACGCGUCGCCUGCCCGUCCGGCGUAGGCCGGGCCCAGCCCGGCCCCGGGUCCGCCGCUGCCCGCGGGCGGGGGCGCCCGGGCGACCGCGGCGAUGCGCGGUCCCUGGCCCCGGGAGGCGGCCACCCUGGGGCCGUCGGGAUGGAGGUGAGAAGACGGCCGUGACGCGCGCCCGCGCGGCCCCCUGCACCCCCAGCAGCUCACAGCGCUCCCUGCCCCCCUCCCCCGCGGCGGCUGGCCUUGCCCUCCAGUGACAGCGGCCUGGGGGGGCAGGGGGGGCGGGGGCGGCCGGACCAGCGAUGCCGGCGGGCAUGACGAAGCAUGGCUCACGCUCCACCAGCUCGCUGCCACCCGAGCCCAUGGAGAUCGUGCGCAGCAAGGCGUGCUCGAGGCGCGUCCGCCUCAACGUUGGUGGGCUGGCGCACGAGGUGCUCUGGCGCACCCUGGACCGCCUGCCCCGCACGCGGCUGGGCAAGCUGCGUGACUGCAACACGCACGACUCGCUGCUGGAGGUGUGCGAUGACUACAGCCUCGACGACAAUGAGUACUUCUUCGACCGCCACCCGGGCGCCUUCACCUCCAUCCUCAACUUCUACCGCACCGGACGGCUGCACAUGAUGGAGGAGAUGUGCGCGCUCAGCUUCAGCCAAGAGCUCGACUACUGGGGCAUCGACGAAAUCUACCUGGAGUCCUGCUGCCAGGCCCGCUACCACCAGAAGAAGGAGCAGAUGAAUGAGGAGCUCAAGCGCGAGGCAGAAACCCUACGGGAGCGGGAGGGCGAGGAGUUCGAUAACACGUGCUGCGCCGAGAAGAGGAAAAAGCUCUGGGACUUACUGGAGAAGCCCAAUUCCUCUGUGGCCGCCAAGAUCCUUGCCAUAAUUUCCAUCAUGUUCAUCGUCCUCUCCACCAUUGCCCUGUCUCUCAACACACUGCCCGAGCUGCAGAGCCUUGACGAGUUUGGCCAGACCACAGACAACCCCCAGCUGGCCCACGUGGAGGCCGUGUGCAUUGCAUGGUUCACCAUGGAGUACCUGCUGCGGUUCCUCUCCUCCCCUAAAAAGUGGAAGUUCUUCAAGGGCCCGCUCAAUGCCAUUGACUUGUUGGCCAUCCUGCCAUAUUAUGUCACCAUCUUCCUCACUGAAUCCAACAAGAGCGUGCUGCAGUUCCAGAAUGUCCGCCGCGUGGUCCAGAUCUUCCGCAUCAUGCGUAUUCUCCGCAUUCUUAAGCUCGCACGUCACUCCACUGGCCUCCAGUCCUUGGGCUUCACUCUGCGGAGGAGCUACAAUGAGCUGGGCUUGCUCAUCCUCUUCCUUGCCAUGGGCAUCAUGAUCUUCUCCAGCCUUGUCUUCUUUGCCGAGAAGGAUGAGGAUGACACCAAGUUCAAAAGCAUCCCAGCCUCUUUUUGGUGGGCCACCAUCACCAUGACGACCGUUGGGUAUGGAGACAUCUACCCCAAGACUCUCCUGGGGAAAAUUGUGGGGGGUCUUUGCUGCAUUGCAGGGGUCCUGGUGAUUGCUCUUCCCAUCCCCAUCAUUGUCAAUAACUUCUCUGAGUUCUACAAGGAGCAGAAGAGGCAGGAGAAAGCAAUCAAGCGGAGAGAGGCUCUGGAGAGAGCCAAGAGAAAUGGCAGCAUCGUAUCCAUGAACAUGAAGGAUGCAUUCCCCCGGAGCAUCGAGGUGAUGGACAUUGUGGUUGAGAAAAGUGGAGAGAACAUGGGUCAGAAAGACAAAGUGCAAGAUAAUCACUUGUCUCCCAACAAAUGGAAAUGGACAAAGAGGACACUGUCCGAAACCAGCUCAAGUAAGUCCUUUGAAACCAAGGAGCAGGGAUCCCCUGAGAAGGCCAGAUCAUCUUCUAGUCCUCAGCACCUGAACGUCCAGCAGUUGGAAGACAUGUACAAUAAGAUGGCCAAGACACAGUCUCAACCCAUCCUCAAUACUAAGGAGCCAGCAACACAGAGCAAACCAAAGGAAGAACUUGAAAUGGAGAGUAUCCCCAGUCCCGUAGCCCCUCUGCCCACUCGUACAGAAGGGGUCAUUGACAUGCGAAGCAUGUCAAGCAUUGAUAGCUUCAUUAGCUGUGCCACAGACUUCCCUGAAGCCACCAGAUUCUCCCACAGCCCUUUGGCAUCACUCCCCAGCAAAACCGGAGGUGGCAUGGCCCCAGAGGUUGGCUGGCAGGGAGCUCUGGGUGCCACUGGUGGUAGGUUUGUGGAGGCCAACCCCCCCCCUGAUGCCAGCCAUCCCUCUGCUUUCUUCAUUGAGAGCCCAAAGAGUUCCAUGAAGACCACCAACCCCUUGAAGCUUCGAGCACUUAAGGUCAACUUCAUGGAGGGGGAUCCCAGACCAUUAGUCCCCAUUCUAGGGAUGUACCAUGACCCUCUUAGGAACCGGGGGGGUGCUGCGGCAGCCGUUGCUGGGCUGGAGUGUGCCACACUCUUGGACAGGCCUGUGCUGAGUCCAGAGUCCUCCAUCUACACCACAGCAAGUGCUAGGACACCCCCCCGGUCGCCAGAGAAACACACAGCAAUAGCGUUCAACUUUGAAGCAGGUAUCCACCAGUACAUUGAUGCGGACACAGAUGAUGAGGGGCAAGUGCUCUACAGUGUGGACUCCAGCCCCCCCAAGAGCCUCCAUGGGAACACUAGUCCCAAGUUCAGCGUCGGGACAAGAUCAGAGAAGAACCACUUUGAAAGCUCCCCCUUACCCACCUCCCCUAAGUUCUUAAGGCAGAACUGUAUUUACUCUACAGAAGCAUUGACUGGAAAAACUCCCAGUGGUCAGGAAAAGUGCAAGCUUGAGAACCACAUCUCCCCCGACGUCCGCGUGUUGCCGGGGGGAGGAGCCCAUGGAAGCACACGGGAUCAGAGCAUCUGAACCACCUCCACACGGAGGAGAGACUUGUGGCAGGGUCCAAAGAGGAGUGCUGUUCAGCUUACCUGCCGUGGAGCUUUUCUGCAUGACCUCUGAAACAGAAAGGCUUUGUAAAGCCCCCAGAAAGAAGAGAGACCAGAGAAAUCUCCCUUAAAACCUUGAGAGCCAUUAACGGGUCCAUCAGAGUGAAGUUGGCCAAGCCACAGGGUAUGGCGCCUCCUUGUAACAGCUCCACGGCCCUCUUUGGAAGAUGACAAGAGCAGAACUCACAGCCACCACUACCACGUUCUAGACAUAACCAAGGCCACCUACUCCCCAUUCUUCUCUCGUGGCUUUCCAUCACAGCCUCUGAGGGCAAGAUCGCCAUCCCUCCUGGCUUCAGCUGGAGAAGGAUGCCGGAACAAGUGGCUGGUGUUAAAAGAGUGGGUUGACCAAUUUGGUUUUGGGUAUUGCCUGACCACCUCUAGGAACUUCUGUCCAUCACCUGCUGGAUGGAUCCCAUUGUUAGAAGGCUACAGGGAAUGCUUGUGUCAUGGGGAAAACUGCACCAUAAGCCACGAUCCCAGCGCAAAACCCUUCCUCAAAUGUCUUCAUUGACUUCAGUAUUCCGUAGUACCUGAGAUUUUAUUUUGAGAUAUCAUCAGGGUGAGUUGCACCACUUGUACUCAAUUCUAAUUGCCCCCUGGCAAUCUGGGAAGAGUUCAGAAGGCGGGCACUCAGCCAACAGUAUGAACUCUGAGCAUUGCUUUAGGGUUAUAGAAGGAAAAUGCUUUCUGUACAUCGCUAGUGUAGACUCAAAAGAUAUGCAAGUGUCAAAUAUGCAGAAGAAUAGCUUAUUCAAAGAGACUGUAUGUUACCGAAGAACAGAAUAAAAUCUGAUUUUUUUUUUACCUGAAAAAAACGAAAGAAAAAAAAAAAACCCCAAUUGAAAUGCCCAGUUCAGACUUUUGAAUACUUCCUGCUGGGGCAGGGAAAGCAUUUACUAUAAUAGAAAUUCUUUUUUGUUUCCUGUGAUAUUCAAGUUUGAAAAAAAAAAAAGUUAAAAUAAAAAGCACUUUAUGUUUUUCAAAAAUAGGUUCUACCAGGGACAGUGUCAACAUCUUGCACUUUAAAACAAGCAUGAUUUCCCGUGGGCCACUUGUUGGGACUACAGUUGGGUUUUUGCUCCAGGCAUGUGUCUGGCCACGGUGAGUGAUACUGUGCUGGUAUUGCUGUCUGCUGUGUCAAAGUCUGUGGGCUCCUUCCCUGCCCCCCUGAAGCUUCCCCUUAACCCUCUUGCAUCAGGAAGGGUUCUUGGCCCCUGCAUGGGGCCUCUUGUAAAGUCAUGUGUACAGGAAACAGGAACAUCUCAGAAGAAUGAAGUAGACGGUUGGGCAUUGGGUGUUUUACUCUGUUCUCUUUCUUGUCAACCAGGUGUUGGUGUGUUUUCAGUGUCACUGUCUGUACUAACAGCUCAGCUCUCCUUUCUGCAGCCAUCAAUGCAGCCAGUACCGACAAAAGCAAUAAGUAUUUGUGUGCAUUGUGAGCGGUUCUGGUCUAUCUCUUGGUGUUGGUCUUCCUGUCUUAGUUUGAUGACCUGGCGUUGGCCUGCCUGAUUUUAGUCCAACAGCAUGUUGGUGUUGGCCGUUCCUCAGGGCAGUAACACUGAGUGGAGCCGCUGGUUAGCAGGAUGCCAAGCUGUUGGCCCAUGUGUCAGUAAAGAUGACACAUUAUUGAUCUGCUUGUCUUUAGUACAAUGAACCGAUGUUGUUCUCCUAAUACAAUUUUGAAGGAUGAUGUCCCAAGUACGAUAGUGUAGAUCUGCCAAUCCUCCAUACAGUGCCAGGCAUGUGUCUUCCUGAUGGAACAAAACAUGGUUUCCCUGUCCUUCAUGGAAUAUGUUGUUGGUCUGCCUGUUAGUACAAUGGCACAAUCCACCUGUCAGUGCACAGACAUCAUGGCGUCAUUCUGCCUGCGCUCUGCACAGUGGCAUGAGGUUGGGCAACCUGUCACAGGUAUGAUGACGUGGCAUCAUUCCACUGCCCUUAAAAACGCGUGUUCUCUGCUGCGUAUACACCCGGUUCAUACUGCUUCUCAGCAUCUCCAAGGAUUGUAGAUCCCUCCAAGAGGGUGCAGUCCUGUUUUUUGCUGCAUUAACAAAGUAUCUUGACUCUGGAAGUUUCUUCGGAGUACUCUCGCAGCAAAUGCAAAGGGAUUUAAGGGGCAGGGAGUAUGAGGUCAGCCUGUGCUGGUGGCACACCAGAGAGAGGAAGCUCCCAAGGUGCUUUACUGAGCAUACAGUACAAGCUGGGGGCCUGUGGAGGAAAGGCCGCAGAACAGUCCUCCCUGGGCCAUCUCACGUCUCUUUGUUUCCAUCACCAUUUACAUCCGCCAUCAGCACAAAUGUGAAAAUUCAGGGAAAACAAACAAAUGCUUUUUGAUAAAAGUAAAUAGUUGUGAUUUCCGAUUCAGAUUUUUUAGAGCUGAUGCUAUCUGUAAAAAUUAAUAAUAAUAAUAUAGUCUAUUUUACAUAUCAGGAAAGUGAACAUGUUUAAAUAUAGCCAUAUAUAGCGAGAAGGAACUUACCACCCCUUCUUCAAAUCGAGGCAUUUCAUUUGCUGGUUGAAGCAGACGAGAAGUGUACAGAUUAGAAAUGAUUUCUUUCUUUCUUUUGUUUUUAAACGAAUAACCAAUUGGUGCAACUCUCCUUG
Messenger RNA from Orcinus orca (killer whale), 5793 nucleotides. It is a transcript of the gene KCNB1, whose product is annotated as potassium voltage-gated channel subfamily B member 1. Gene Ontology annotation, biological process: protein homooligomerization; potassium ion transmembrane transport. Gene Ontology annotation, molecular function: protein binding; delayed rectifier potassium channel activity. The record is from RefSeq and is a predicted model, not a curated record. Gene Ontology annotation, cellular component: voltage-gated potassium channel complex; membrane. The coding region runs from base 530 to 3106 and encodes 858 amino acids. Lineage: Eukaryota; Metazoa; Chordata; Mammalia; Artiodactyla; Delphinidae. The transcript has 3 exons.